This is a messenger RNA of Pomacea canaliculata, 1663 nucleotides long. Its product is annotated as carbonic anhydrase-related protein 10-like. The record is from RefSeq and is a predicted model, not a curated record. The transcript is spliced from 10 exons. The coding region runs from base 795 to 1406 and encodes 203 amino acids. Lineage: Eukaryota; Metazoa; Mollusca; Gastropoda; Architaenioglossa; Ampullariidae. Gene Ontology annotation, molecular function: zinc ion binding; carbonate dehydratase activity.
CAUUAGGCCAGGUACAGUUUUCUGUGCUCGAUACAGAUUUGUAGCCGUUCGGAACUGAUUCAACAGUUGUGUCAAUCACGGCCGGCUCGUUACCAUGACAAUGUAACGGCGCACUCGCACACGGCUCUUACUGGAGGGUGUAUACGGCCCCUAGGUGCUGUCACUGGCAGUCUCAGGGGUGGCCCAUAGACCUACAGAACCUACUGCUCGUCAUUUGUGGCGCAAGAAGCAGCACAGUACUCGGCCCUCUGGCCCAGGAUGGCAGAGAUGGGGGCUGGCCAGCGCUGUCCAGCAACCAGAGAUGCGCCACUGCAGCUUCGUGCUGCGCGGCAUUUAGCUAACGGCCGUGAGGGCAAGAGCGUGCGGUGGUGGCGGCGGCGGCAGGCCGGCCAGCAGGAAGCUGCACGUCCAAGUCAUACUGCGGCCAUGAAGACAACUGGUAUACUGCGUGCGGGCCGCGUCCUGCCCGUCCUUCCUCGUGCUUCACCUGUCUUCCGCCACUACAACAUCCAACUCUCCUUGGGCUACUUGGUGGGAUUAUGAAGGUGUUGCUGGGCCUCAGCACUGGGGAAUCAUCAAUCCAGAAUGGCGCCUCUGCAGUCAAGGCAAAUUCCAGUCACCGAUCGACAUUCGCCCUCAGCACUUGCUCUUUGACCCCAGCCUGCGCCGCAUGAACCUUCAUCUCCCAGACUCGACGGUAGAUUAGUGGAACCUUGGUGAAUACCGGAAAUGACGUCAGCUUGCGAAUCGACGACAGCGCUGCUAGCGGCGCCAACUUCAGUGACGGUCCGUUGAUGUACACGUACCGCCUGACACAGCUCGUGUUGCACUUCGGCAAGUCAGACACCAACGGCUCGGAACACUCGGUUGAUGGCAACUCUUUCGCAGCAGAAAUACAAUUUAUUGCCUACAACAGUGACCUGUACAAGAGUAUGGCUGAUGCCAUUCAGGUGCCUUACGGCAUUGCGAUCAUCGCCGUGUUCGUGGAGGUCGGAGAAGAAGACAAUGAGGCAUUCCGGAUUCUAGUGGAACACGCCAAGCAGGUGCCAUGGCAAGGUCAGAAAAGCACGGUGCAGAAACUUCCCGUGUGGUCACUGUUACCAGACACCAACUAUUACCUGACGUACGAAGGGUCCUUGACCCAGCCCGCUUGCCACGAGACGGUCACCUGGGUCCUUUUCAACAAACCUGUCUACGUCGACAAGCAGCAGCUGAACACACUGCGGCAGCUGCGGAAACGCCUGUACGGAGAGGAGACAGUCACGCAGCUCGCUGGCAAUCACCGCCCGACCAUGCCGCUCAACAACCGCGCCGUGCGGACCAACAUCAACUACCCCACCACGGGAGACUUAUGCAACAUGAAGAAGAUAACAUUUUAUGAAGUCAAUCCAACAUUGACCGUGUAGCUGAGCAGUCAUCAGUCAGUGUGUUUGAAGACACGCAUUGGCAGAACCACAUGAUAUGAUUCACAUGCCUGCACAAUGUAACAGUGAAUGUGUCCGUGUGUGUGUUUGUGUGAAGGAGAGAGUGAGAGUGAAUGUCGGUGUAUAAAGAUGUUUUCCUUCUGUUCCUUGGAACAAGCUUUCCUAGAUUUGACUUUUAAGUUUUUUUCCCGAGGAUGUAAGAUGCCUGAAAGCAUUGACAAAUAAAUGACUGUCAGUCA